AUGUCUCGGCAGUCGAUCUGUAGAAGCUUUGGAGGCGGAAGCAGAAGGGGAUACAGCUCUUGCUCUGCCGUCGGUGGUGGCUUUGGAGGAAGCGGGGGCAGAAGCAGGAUCAGCUAUAGCUCAUUCUCCACAUGCAGGGGAACUGGAGGCGGCGGACGUUGUGGAGGCUUUAGCAGCAGGAGCCUCCAUAAUAUAGGUGGAAGUGGAAGGAUUGCCGUGGGUGGAUGUUAUGGUGGUGCAUAUGGAUCUAGAAUUGGUAGCUUUGGUGCAGGCUAUGGAGGAGGAAUUGGCAGCUUCGGAGGAGGUGUCAUUGGUGGAGGAAUAGGCAGCUUUGGUGGCUCUGUGAGAGGUGGCCCUGGGUUCCCUGCAGGCAUUCAACCUGUGCAAGUUGACCCAACCCUCCUGCGGCCAGUCCAUGUUGAUAUUGAUCCUCAGAUCCAACAAGUGAAGUGUCAGGAGAAGGAACAGAUCAAGACCCUUAACAACCAGUUUGCUUCUUUCAUUGACAAGGUUCGCUUCCUGGAGCAACAGAACAAGGUCCUCUCCACCAAAUGGGAGCUCCUGCAACAGCAAGGGCCUUCUGGGCCAAGGAAGAACCUCGAUGUCAUCUUUGACGGUUACAUUCAGAACCUGAGAAGGAGACUGGACUCUCUUGCGGGACAGAGGGGAGAGUUGGAGUCUGAGCUGCAGUGCAUGCGCCAAUAUGUCGAGGAUUACAAAAGCAAGUAUGAAGAAGAGAUCAACAGGCGCACCGCUGCCGAGAAUGAGUUUGUGGUGCUCAAGAAGGAUGUGGACUGUGCCUACAUGACCAAAGUAGAGUUGGAAGCAAAGGUGGGAGCUCUGACUGAUGAAAUCAACUUCCUGAGGAACAUAUAUGAGGAGGAACUGGCUCAGAUGCAGUCAUUCAGCCGGGACUUGUCCGUGGUGGUGUCUAUGGACAACAACCGCCACCUGGAUCUGGACAGCAUCAUUGAGGAAGUCCGACAGCAGUAUGAACAGAUUGCUCAGAGAAGCAGGGCUGAGGCUGAGGCUUGGUACCAGAGCCGGUAUGAGGAGCUGCAGAGCACUGCUGGAAGGCAGGGAGACAACCUGCGUAAUACCAAGAUAGAGAUCCAAGAGCUCACCAGGAACAUUCAGAGGCUGCGGGGUGAAAUUGAGAGCGUGAAGAAGCAGAUCCAGCAGCUGCAGGCAGCUAUUGCUGAGGCAGAGGAGCGGGGUGAGCUGGCCAUCAAGGAUGCCAGGAGGAAACUGGAAGAAUUGGAAUGUGCCCUGCAGAAAGACAAGGAGGAUCUUGCUCGCUUGGUGAAGGAAUACCAAGAGCUGCUGAACACCAAGAUUGCACUGGAUGUUGAGAUUGCCAUGUACAGGAAACUGCUGGAGGGAGAGGAGAGCAGGCUGUGUGGAGAUAACGCGUCCAACGUGAAUGUCUCUGUGGUAGGCAGAACCACUGUUGCUGGAGGUCGAGUUGGAGGCUUCGGAGUCGGCAACGGUGUGGGAGGAGGAGUAUGCACAGUCGGAGGAGGAAGCAUCGUGGGAGGCAGCUGUGGCGUGGGAGGAGGAAUCCUCAGCGGUGGCUUCUCCUCUGGAAGUGGAAGGGUGUGCAGCUCCGCAGGGGGCAGCUUUGGUCCUGGGGCUGGAUCCUCCUCCGUGCGGAGAUGCGUCACAACCACAACGGUCAAAUCUACAGGUGUAAAAUACUGA
Molecule: messenger RNA, 1701 nt
Organism: Tinamus guttatus (white-throated tinamou)
Lineage: Eukaryota; Metazoa; Chordata; Aves; Tinamiformes; Tinamidae
Product: keratin, type II cytoskeletal cochleal
Biological process (GO): intermediate filament organization; keratinization
Cellular component (GO): keratin filament
Molecular function (GO): structural constituent of skin epidermis
Source: RefSeq, a predicted model, not a curated record